Molecule: messenger RNA, 438 nt
Organism: Chrysochloris asiatica (Cape golden mole)
Lineage: Eukaryota; Metazoa; Chordata; Mammalia; Afrosoricida; Chrysochloridae
Gene: ZFAND2A
Product: zinc finger, AN1-type domain 2A
Exons: 4
Coding region: 1-438 (145 amino acids)
Biological process (GO): proteasome-mediated ubiquitin-dependent protein catabolic process; protein targeting to ER
Cellular component (GO): endoplasmic reticulum; cytoplasm
Molecular function (GO): zinc ion binding
Source: RefSeq, a predicted model, not a curated record
AUGGAGUUCCCUGAUUUGGGGAAGCAUUGCUCAGAAAAAACUUGUAAGCAGCUAGAUUUUCUUCCAAUAACGUGUGACGCAUGUCAACAGGAUUUCUGUAAGGAUCAUUUUACGUUUGCUGCACACAGAUGUCCUUUUGCAUUCAAGAAGGAUAUCCAGGUCCCUGUGUGCCCGCUCUGUAGCAGUCCUGUCCCAGUGAAGAAGGGGGAGCUGCCCGACGUGGUGGUUGGUGAGCACAUGGACCGGGACUGCAAGUACAACCCCGGAAAGAGUCGGGAGAAGAUUUUCACACACAGGUGCUCCAGAGAAGGAUGCAAGAGGAAGGAGAUGCUGCAGGUGGUCUGUGACGUGUGUAACGGCAGCUUCUGCCUCCGGCACAGGCACCCCCUGGACCACGACUGCAAGCAGGGAGGCCGCCCUCCUAGCAGAACCGGGUGA